AUGAAGGAGGUGGCUGAAGCGUAUUUGGGUAAGACGGUGACUGAUGCAGUGGUGACAGUUCCUGCCUACUUCAACGACAGUCAACGUCAAGCUACUAAGGAUGCUGGUACGAUCGCUGGUCUGAAUGUGUUGAGAAUUAUCAACGAGCCUACUGCUGCUGCUAUCGCGUAUGGUCUGGACAAGAAGGUUGGUGGUGAGCGUAAUGUGUUGAUAUUCGAUUUGGGUGGUGGUACUUUCGAUGUGUCUAUCUUGACAAUUGAAGAUGGUAUAUUCGAGGUGAAGUCUACUGCUGGUGACACUCACUUGGGAGGUGAGGACUUUGACAACCGUUUGGUGAAUCACUUUGUGCAAGAGUUCAAGCGUAAGCACAAGAAGGAUAUAAGUGACAAUAAGCGUGCAGUUCGUCGUUUGAGAACAGCUUGUGAACGUGCUAAGCGUACACUGAGUUCAAGUACACAGGCGAACUUGGAGAUUGACUCGUUGUGUGAUGGUAUUGACUUCUACACAGUGAUCACUCGUGCUCGAUUUGAGGAGUUGAAUGCAGACUUGUUCCGUGGUACUUUGGAGCCGGUUGAGAAGGCUUUGAGAGACGCUAAGAUGGACAAGUCUCAGGUGCAUGAGAUUGUGUUGGUUGGUGGUUCAACACGUAUUCCUAAGAUCCAGAAGAUGCUUCAGGACUUUUUCAACGGUAAGGAGUUGAACAAGUCUAUUAAUCCUGAUGAGGCUGUUGCUUAUGGUGCAGCUGUGCAGGCGGCUAUUCUGAGUGGUGAUAAGUCUGAGGCAGUGCAAGACUUGUUGUUGCUGGAUGUGGCGCCAUUGUCACUGGGUCUUGAGACAGCUGGUGGUGUUAUGACAGCAUUGAUUAAGCGUAACACGACGAUCCCAACGAAGCAGACUCAGACGUUCACGACGUACUCGGACAACCAGCCAGGUGUGCUUAUUCAAGUGUACGAGGGAGAACGUGCUUUGACGAAAGACAACAAUUUGCUUGGUAAAUUCGAGUUGUCUGGUAUUCCGCCUGCUCCUCGUGGUGUUCCUCAGAUUGAGGUGACAUUCGACAUUGACGCCAAUGGUAUUCUGAAUGUGUCGGCUGUGGACAAGAGUACUGGUAAGCAGAACAAGAUAACUAUCACGAAUGACAAGGGUCGUUUGUCCAAAGACGAUAUUGAGCGUAUGGUGAAUGAAGCUGAGAAGUUCAAGGCUGAGGAUGAGAAGCAGAGAGACCGUGUGGCUGCGAAGAACUCACUUGAGAGUUAUGUGUACGCGAUGAAGCAACGAGUGGAGGGUGAUGAGUUGAAGGACAAGAUAUCUGAUAGUGAUCGUAAGACGAUAUUGAGCAAGUGUGAAGAGACGAUUCAAUGGCUAGACCAGAAUCAGCAAGCAGAGAAGGAUGAGUAUGACUACCACCAGAAGGAGUUGGAGAAGAUAUGUGCGCCGAUAAUCACGAAGAUGUACCAAGCAGCAGGUGGCGGUGGUAUGCCUGGAGGCAUGCCAGGCGGUUUCCCAGGUGCAGGUGGUGCUGGCAGUGGUGGUGGAAAGGGACCAACAAUCGAGGAGGUCGACUAA
Messenger RNA from Trichobilharzia regenti, 1566 nucleotides. NCBI's taxonomy places the organism in Eukaryota, Metazoa, Platyhelminthes, Trematoda, Strigeidida, Schistosomatidae. The record is from the annotation of a GenBank genome assembly.